Molecule: messenger RNA, 1985 nt
Organism: Pecten maximus
Lineage: Eukaryota; Metazoa; Mollusca; Bivalvia; Pectinida; Pectinidae
Product: SCAN domain-containing protein 3-like
Exons: 2
Coding region: 287-1831 (514 amino acids)
Source: RefSeq, a predicted model, not a curated record
CUGUCAUGCAGUGUUCCAGCUAGGUCGGGUUAACAGGGCGCGGCGCCCUGCCCUUAAUCUGUAAAUUAAAAAUGCGCCCUGCCCUUUUUUCUUACGCCCUGCCCUAUUUCCACGCGCCCCGCAAUAUGCCCUGACGAUUUUUUUUAUCGUCUUUCAUCCCCGUAACUUCAGCUCCGAACUUUCCGCCCGUCGUUUCUUAAUUUACGUAACUUCCCGCUUCCUAUCUGCUCGCGCAUACCGUCGAUCCAUUCGACUUCCGCCUUACAAUAAACACAGAAAAUUUACAAUGCCUUCUCGCCAAAGACGUAUUCAAGAACUCAGCAAAUCGGCGAAGAAAUGCCACAACAUCUUGUCAAUGUUCAGAGGGAUUGAUUCUGCUCCAAACACAGAUGACGAGUCUGAUGCUGACAACACAUCACGCCCAGCUUCACCAUUCCCAGACAACACAUGUCCAGUAUCACCUUUGCCUAACAUAUCACGCCCAACUACACCUGUUCCAGAUGAUUGCCGAUCACUUCCUAAUCCUGCCUCACCAUUUUUGCCCAUUGAUGUUGUUUACCAUUCUCACACUCUGACAGAAUCACCAGCAGCAUCCCCAGUGAGAAUACCAGCCUGUAAGCGCCGCCUGGAUGAUACACCAGACGGAACUCCGCCAAGGAAGCGACAUACUUCUGGACAUCGUUUAGGUUUCAAAUCUGAAUGGACAGUCGACAGACCAUGGUUGAUAAACAGAACAGUCUGUACUGAUGAAGAGCCCUAUGUGGUCAUGUUAUGCCGUCUCUGUAUCAAACACCAGACUUCUACCUCAGUAUGGACCGUUGAUGGAUGUCGCACCAUUCGUCUCGACAAAGUGAAGGACCAUGAGAAGAGUUCACAGCACAAGACAUCAUUAGCCAAAGAAGAUGCCAGGUCAGCUGGAGAAGCACAAGCAACGUCUGUCUCCACAUCCACUGAGAAAGCUGUUAGGGAUGCCCUGAAGGUCCUCUUCUACAUCGUGCAGAACAACCUAUCCCUGGAUCUUUUUUCAUCAAUGGUUGACAUGUGUAUUGAUGUGGGGUCUCCAACUUUACAGCACCUUAGACUGGCCAAGAAUGCUUCAUAUACGAGUUGGGACAUUGUACAGGAGCUGUUGUCUUUUCUAAGUGAAGAGGUACAGAGGACAGUCUUAACAGAAAUUCGCCAGAGCCCCUGCUAUGGUCUUAUGGUGGAUGAGGUUUGUGACGUUGUUUCUAACAAACACAUGGCUAUGUGCUGCCAGUACAUCACCCCAGAUGGAGACGUGUCGUCAGCGUUUCUGUGUGACCCCUUCAUCAAAGAUGGAAAGGCAGCUACCAUCGUUGAUACCAUCCAGGAGGAGAUAACUAGCUUGACCUUGGACUCACAGAAGAUGGCAGGGUUUGCAUCAGAUGGGGCUGCUGUCUUCACAGGAAAACAUAAUGGAGUGGCGAAACGAUUGAAGGACAUCAGUCCAGGUUUAAUCACCAGCCAUUGUAGGGACCAUAGAUUAGCUCUGGCCUGUAGAGACAGUUUCAAAGAGGUCAAGGUAGCCAACAAAGUGGAUGAGACUCUUGAAAGACUGCACAAAUAUUACAAAUACAGCACAGUCCACACUGCCACCCUGAAGGAAGUCCAGAAAGCUUUUGGAGAGCCAACACUUUGUGUGCAGCAAGCAAAACAUCACAGAUGGCUGAGCCACUCCAAAGCUGUGACCUCUGUUGCCAGGAGCUUCAAAAGCCUCAUAACAGAUCUGGAGCAGAACACCAUCUCUGCUGAUGCAGUUGGAAAUGGUAUCUUGAAGCUUGAAGCUGGAAUGGAAUAUAGAACAUUUUGAACUGUUAUUCAGUCACUUCAACUCAUUUUUGGGCAAAACCGCUUUGGACCGAGGACAUGUACUUAUAACAUAUGAUUUGAAGAUCUGUUUAUAGAGAACUUUUAAAAGAAAUUCACUUGUGCGCUUUUAAAAAUAAAAUAUGAAUCAACUUUGG